GAACUGAAAGCAUGAAUACUUCGAAUUCACAGUCUCAAAGUAUCUAAGUGAAAACAAAAGCUAUCCAUUGAAUUUCAAAUUACCUAAAUCAAUGGCUAGCAAUAAUGGUGGUGGUGAACAGCAAUCGAAGAAAACGGCGGAAUUGGGCAAACCCUUAAAAGAAGGAGAAAGAAUUCUAGAACCAAGUCGAAGACCCGAUGGUACCCUUCGAAAACCCGUUCGGAUUCGGGCCGGGUAUGUUCCUCAGGAGGAAGUCGCCAUUUACCAGUCCAAAGGUGCCCUGUGGAAAAAGGAGAUGGCUUCACAAGUAGGGCCUCCAGGUUACGAUCCACCUACAGAUACAAAACUGAAAACCAAGUCAGCAAAAAGAAAUGAACGAAAGAAAGAGAAACGGGUACAGGUUCCCCAGUUUUUAGAUUUCUUGCAGGCCUUUUGUACUUCAUUAUCUCUGUUUUUACUAUUUAUUGGAAGACUUGUUAUUUUUGUUGCGGCUGCUCUUGAAAAGGGUAAGAACUCAGAAGCAGUGGCCGGUGAUGAGAUUAAAGGAGACGGUUUAACUGAGGAAGAUUUAGAUCAUGGAUCGGAAUCUAUUAAAUCAUUGACUUCUCAGAUGACAGAUCUUGCUGUUUUUCAAAAUCUUGUUUCAACCUCUCCUCUCUCAAACUCAGUGGAUGCCUCAGAUGCUGUGACACCAGCUCAAGAUCUCGAUAAAAAAAUCCGGGCACUUAAAAAGAAGAUCCGGUUAGUGGAAGCUCAACAGCAGAAAACUCCGCAGCAAGAUAUGAAGCCGGAACAGUUGGAAAAACUGGCAAAACUAGAAGGUUGGCGUGAGGAGCUAAAGCUUUUGGAGGACAAAAAGGAUGAAUUUGCAGCAUUGUAAAUUUAGGUUUCCGUCCCCACGAAGAAACUAUGUUGUUGAUUUAUAAUUGGAAAUUUCGUUUUUUUUGUAAGUUUAGGUUUCCGUCUCCGUAAAGAAACUAUGUCGUUGAUCUAUAAUCAGAGAUUUCGAUUUUAAAA
Messenger RNA from Gossypium arboreum, 1017 nucleotides. RefSeq names its product partner of Y14 and mago-like. The transcript is spliced from 5 exons. Gene Ontology annotation, molecular function: RNA binding. NCBI's taxonomy places the organism in Eukaryota, Viridiplantae, Streptophyta, Magnoliopsida, Malvales, Malvaceae. Gene Ontology annotation, biological process: exon-exon junction complex disassembly. The record is from RefSeq and is a predicted model, not a curated record. The coding region runs from base 92 to 880 and encodes 262 amino acids. Gene Ontology annotation, cellular component: cytoplasm; exon-exon junction complex.